UAACGCCAUAUUAAAUCGCAAAAAGCUCUCCAUACUAUACUAGGAGACAUAUGCAUGUACAUAUUCAAAUCUGAAAGCAUAGUCUUAAAAAAGAUACAUGUGAAAGUUUAGAGUUUGUUUUUUAAUAUCAGUUUAAAGUUUUUAUGAGCAAUCUAAGUGCUUUAUGUAAGCAACAUUUCCGGUGUUUCAGAAUGUUCUUCCAAAAAACAUAUUGUAUCAUAGCUGCACAUAUAUGUAUACCUAGAUAUGUCCCUAUUUAUGAAAAUUAUUAACAUUUGGGGUCAUCUACUGCAGAAGUCUUAAAUGCGUUCAUUACAAACCACAGAAUUAGAAUAAACGUCGGAUUAAUUAUUUUAACGUAUGGAUAAAUGGAAAUAAUUGCUUUAUUUGUUCCUGGGAGGUAAUCAAAGAUAAUACUAUUGCUUUUUAGACAUAUAUCGUCCUAAUGCUCUCAACGAUAGUUCUUAUCGUCAUCCCAGUUUUGUUAUAUUGGAACUAUAUUUCUCGAAAAAGGCGCAAUGAGUUAACAUCUAACAUUCCAGGACCUCCAGCUUAUCCGUUCAUCGGCAACUUGUUCGUUCUUCAGCUACGAUCGGUACAAGAUACAAUCGAUUUCCUGAAAGGCUUCCACUUAAAAUACGGUAAAACUGUCCGUCUUUGGAUUUUAGACCAACUUAAUUUCUGUACAGUUGAUCCAAAGCUCGUGGAGAUUAUUUUGACCAGCCCAAAAUACAUCCAAAAAGGUUCGCUCUAUGAUCACCUGAAAGUAUGGCUUGGAAAUGGUUUACUAUUAAGCAAUGGAAGAAAGUGGUUUCAAAGGAGAAGGAUUAUAACGCCAACAUUCCAUUUCAAAAUUUUGGAAGAGUUCUCAGAAGUCAUGGAUGAGCAGAGUCACAUUCUGGUGGAUAAACUGCAGAAGCAUAGUUGGACGGAGGCUUUUAAUAUCGAGCCAUAUAUUACUUUGUGUGCUUUGGAUGUUAUUUCAGAAACUGCUCUGGGUACCAAAAUCAACGCUCAGAUGGAUCCCAGUUGUGAAUAUGCCCAGGCUGUUCAUACGAUGUCCUACAUCGUAAUGGAGCGAAUGGUGAAGCCAUAUUUGAAAUAUGAUUUAAUUUUCUCGAUUUUGUAUCCAAAGAUGAAAAAAGCAGAGGUUAAGGCAAGUAGAAUACUUCACGACUUCACUGAACAUAUCAUCGAGGAUCGAAGAAAACUAUUACUGGAAGACAUCAAAGCUAACCACGUAGAUACUGACGAAGCUGAAAUGACUAGGAAACGCAAACGAACUCUGCUAGAUGUUCUCCUGCAAGCAACUAUUCAAGGACAACCGCUCUCCAACAACGACAUUCGCGAAGAAGUGGACACCUUUACAUUUGAAGGUCACGACACCACGACAGCUGGAAUUAGUUUCACCCUUUAUUGUCUGUCACGUCAACCUGAGGUACAAGAAAAAGUCUUCAGUGAAAUCAGGGAAGUAAUCGGAAACGACAAAACAAAGCCUGCUAAGAUGCAGGAACUACAAGAUUUAAAAUACCUAGAAAUCGUUAUCAAAGAAUCAAUGAGGUUGUACCCUCCAGUACCAAUGAUAGCACGGAAACUAGAGGAAGAUAUACAAAUAAACGAUAAAUUCUUCCCUGCUGGAUCCGAUGUAACUAUUCCGAUGUUCCUUCUCAUGAGAGAUCCUGAAAUAUUUUCAGACCCUGAUCAUUUCAAACCAGAACGAUUUUUUACUGAGAAGUUCUCGGAAAAGGCAACUGCUUAUUCCUACAUCCCAUUUAGUGCUGGACCAAGGAAUUGUAUUGGGCAGAAGUUUGCUAUGCUCGAAAUGAAGUGCACGGUGUCGAAAAUCCUAAGAUACUUUGAACUUCUACCAAUGGGAGAAGAACCGAAAACUACAGCGAAUUUGGUGACAAGAUCUACUAACGGUAUUAAUUUAGGUAUAAGGCCAAGAAAGUAUUAUACAUUUGGAACGAAUUCUUGAUAGUAAAAGAAUAAAAUAAGGUGAA
This is a messenger RNA of Hermetia illucens (black soldier fly), 2003 nucleotides long. Its product is annotated as cytochrome P450 4d2-like. Bases 446 to 1978 code for a protein of 510 amino acids. The transcript is spliced from 8 exons. Gene Ontology annotation, molecular function: iron ion binding; oxidoreductase activity, acting on paired donors, with incorporation or reduction of molecular oxygen; heme binding. The record is from RefSeq and is a predicted model, not a curated record. Lineage: Eukaryota; Metazoa; Arthropoda; Insecta; Diptera; Stratiomyidae.